AUGGCUACUGCCAGUAAGCAAACCGUGAUUGAUCACCACUAUGACGCCAUUGUCGUCGGCGCUGGAGGAGCAGGCCUUCGCGCAGCCGUCGGCCUCACAGAAGCUGGGCUAAACACGGCAUGUGUGACCAAAUUGUUCCCCACGCGCUCGCACACGGUGGCGGCCCAAGGCGGCAUCAACGCGGCGCUCGGCAACGUGACGGCGGACGACUGGCGGUGGCACUUUUACGACACGGUCAAGGGGUCGGACUGGCUGGGCGACCAGGACGCGGUCGCGUACAUGACGCGCGAGGCGGUGGCGGCCGUCGUCGAGCUCGAGCGGUACGGCGUGCCCUUUUCGCGCACCGCCGCGGGCACCAUCUACCAGCGCGCGCUGGGCGGGCAGUCGCUGCGGCGCGGCGCCGGCGGCCAGGCCUACCGCACCGCGUGCGUGGGCGACCGCACGGGGCAUGCCGUGCUGCAUGCGCUGUACGGGCAGAGCUUGCGGCACGGGUGCCGGUUCUUGGUCGAGUAUUUCGCGCUGGAUUUGAUGAUGGUCGGGGGCAGGUGUGUGGGGGUGACGGCGCUGGGCAUGGAGGAUGGGACGUGUCAUCGUCUGUUUGCGAGGGACACGGUGCUGGCGACGGGAGGCUACGGAAGAGCGUACUUCUCCGCGACGAGCGCGCACACCAGCACCGGGGACGGCAACGCCAUGGUGGCGCGGGCAGGCCUGCCGCUGCAAGACAUGGAGUUCGUGCAGUUCCACCCCAGCGGCAUCUACGGCGCGGGGGUGCUGAUCACCGAGGGCGCGCGGGGCGAGGGCGGCUACCUGCUGAACGGCCAAGGGGAGCGCUUCAUGGAGCGGUACGCGCCGACGGCCAAGGACCUCGCGUCGCGCGACGUCGUGUCGCGGGCCAUGAACAUGGAGAUGCUCCAGGGCAGGGGCUGCGGCCCGGGCCGCGACCACAUCCACCUGCAGCUCUCGCACCUCCCCCGCGACGUCAUCCUCGAGCGGCUGCCCGGCAUCGCCGAGACCGCGUCCAUCUUCGCCGGCAUCGACAUCACGAAGCAACCGAUCCCCGUGCUGCCCACCGUCCACUACUGCAUGGGCGGCAUCCCGACGAACUACAGGGGACAGGUGCUCGACGUCGGGCCCGACGGCGACGAGACCACGGUGCCGGGCCUGUACGCUGCGGGUGAGGCGGCCUGCGUGAGCGUGCACGGUGCGAACAGGCUCGGCGCGAACUCGCUGUUGGACAUUGUCGUGUUCGGUCGCGCGUGCGCCAUUGACAUUGCCGGCAGGCACGAAAGUGGGAUGCCGCACGAGAAGGUCCCUGAGAACAUCGGGAUGGAUUCGCUGUCCGAGCUGCAUGCGCUCUUGGCGGCGGAUGGGGACAAGCUGACGGCCGAAAUCCGUGGCGAUAUGCAGAAGGUCAUGCAGGCGGAUGCUGCUGUCUUCAGGACUGGCGAUACUCUGGGAACCGGGUAUGAGAAGGUCAAGGCUGUAGAGGAGGACUUUAAGGGAAGGCUUGCGGUGAAGGACAAGUCGAUGAUCUGGAACUCGGAUCUCAUCGAAACGCUUGAGACCCGUAACUUGCUUACGUGCGCCGUGCAAACGGUGGCGAGCGCCGUCGAGCGGAAGGAGAGCCGGGGCAGCCAUGCGAGAGAAGACUUUCCGGAGAGGCUGGAUGAAGAGUGGCUGAAGCACAGCCUGACCUGGCAGAAGGAAAUCGGUGGAGAUGUAAAGGUCGGAUACAGAGACGUUGUCCUCGACACGUUGGAUCCGGCAGACUGCCCGCCCGUACCGCCAAAGAAAAGAUCAUACUAG
Molecule: messenger RNA, 1806 nt
Organism: Diplodia corticola
Lineage: Eukaryota; Fungi; Ascomycota; Dothideomycetes; Botryosphaeriales; Botryosphaeriaceae
Product: succinate dehydrogenase
Exons: 5
Coding region: 1-1806 (601 amino acids)
Biological process (GO): tricarboxylic acid cycle; mitochondrial electron transport, succinate to ubiquinone
Molecular function (GO): flavin adenine dinucleotide binding; succinate dehydrogenase (quinone) activity; electron transfer activity
Source: RefSeq, a predicted model, not a curated record